Messenger RNA from Daldinia vernicosa, 1322 nucleotides. RefSeq lists its product as uncharacterized. NCBI's taxonomy places the organism in Eukaryota, Fungi, Ascomycota, Sordariomycetes, Xylariales, Hypoxylaceae. The coding region runs from base 456 to 1031 and encodes 191 amino acids. The transcript has a single exon. The record is from RefSeq and is a predicted model, not a curated record.
GAUGUUAAAGGUUGCGAGUAAUGUGUAACCAAGAAACCAGUUGGUUACAAAAUAUCAUAGCAAACAUGUUCGCACCGGUUACCAGUCACAAUCCGACAUACAAUAAGUAAUAGGUACCUAUGUACUAGGUAACCUAGCGUAUGAUCCAAUACGUUUCUUUAUGAUGUCUAGUUUUUGCAAAAUCGAUCCUCGAGUCAUACGUCAAUGAGACGUAAAGUAUGUAUGCGAUAGUGGCAGAGCGGCAAUGCCCCAACACCGGGAUUCCAUAUUUGUCAUGUAGGUAUGUACUGGUGAUGACAACUGAAUGACUAUAUUGAUUGUAAUCCUAAAUAUUAUCUUUUCGAAUAGACACCCUUACUUUAAUAGAGUAUUAUAAUCAAAUCGUGAGUAUUCAAGGUCGUCCUUUUUUCUUUUCUUUUCUUUUUUUUUAAAAAACAAUCAAAGCCUGCAAAAAGAUGAAUCUACAGGAUCAAUUACAUUGGGUGCAACAUCAACGGCUAGAGGUCACCUCGCCGUCGAUUGAAGCGGCCGAGAGGAUGGCUGCACGGCAACAACAUCCACAAGUUACAGGUCAACCGUUACGUCAACUUACAGGCGCCCAGGCCCAGGUUCAGCCUCGGUUUAAACAAUAUCGCUAUCGAGGGCCUGAGGAGUUGAAACAGAAUAAAGCUAAAGAACUGACGAGAGACGAGAGAUUCGAAAUUCGGGUCGUAAAAAAGUAUUUCCCUGAAUUGAGUUAUAUCGACAUAGCACUCAAAACGGGCUUUACGAGAGCCCAGGUCCAGACGGCCCUUACGGGUCCCCUUACGCCCAAAAAGAAAGGCAUCGGUGGCUAUAAAGACCUUUCUUCUCACGAGUUGGAGGCCCUAUUAAAAUUCUUAAACGCCGACCAAUCACACCGGGAGAUACCCUGGGGAGACCUCAGAUUCGUGGUCCCCGAGAUCUCUCAGUACGGCCCCAUCGUGAUAAGCCGUACUUUGAAAGGCCUGGGCUUUGAAAGGCCUAACCCGACACAGCAAAAGCGACUGUAGAAGAGAUGGAUAGGCUCGAAAUCUUUGCUAUUGAGCGGCCUCCCAAUAGCCCUGAUUUAAACGCUAUUGAAAACGUAUGGGCCUGGAUGAAAGACUGGCUGGAUAUUCAUUCAUUAUCAUGUGGAAUCGUUGAAUUCGCAGGAGCUCAAUGAGGCUAUUUAAAGGGCCUGGGAGGUCGUGCCUGAGGAUUUCUUCAAAACAUUGUCUUACUCGAUGUAUAACAGUAAAAUCGUAUAUGCUACCAGGUGGUAGACAGCAAAAAUGUUGAAUCUAUUCCCACGAUUCCCACGA